AUGAACGUUCGACCUUUUGUUCAGUUAGACAAUCUCAACCCUGCUUUAGACCAUCAAAAGAUAAGAGUCCGUAUCAUAAGACUUUGGAAAUCAUUCAAGUCCCUUCAGAUGGUCUUCGUUGAUAGUGAUGGUACAAGGAUACAUGCAUCUAUUGAAGAUGGUUUGGUCAGCAGGUUUCAAAACCAACUCGCUGUCGGCGAGUCAAAAAUAGUCGACACGUUCAGCUUAGUGGAUUAUGAUAAUGUAAUCGGCCAAAUCGUCAGUGUUGGAAAUCUUGAUAGCGUCAAAACAAAAGGAAAGGAUAAUGUCAAAUUGAGCUCUGAUGCUGUUGAUUUAAUACAACUUGAUGAUGACCCAAGCCCUCAGAAACCCAAAGUGACAUUAUAUGAGGAGUUUUUCAUUGUGAACGAAAAGAGUAUUAUGGACCAAAUCGUUUAUGCACUUGAGGCGCGAACAUGUGUGACAAUCGCGACAAUUCACUCUGUUGAAGUGUUGCCCAAAUGGUAUUAUAUUGCCUGUAAAGUUUGCAAUAAGAAGGUGCAGCCAUAUCCACCAGAAUCUCAAUCUGGAAAGGAUUUACUUUAUAGUUGUGGAGUUUGUGAUUCUGAUGUUAUGGAAGUUGAUUACAAUUCGCAAAAGAUUAAGCUGCUCUUCUUUGACGGUCUUGCCCAACUAUUUAUUGGAAAAAAAGCAGAAGAACUAGCUUUGGAAAAACCUAAAGACGAUACUGCACCUAUUCCUGGAAGUCUCUCUGCCUUGGUAGGGAGGACUAUGCUGUUUAAAAUUUCGAUUACAAUCGAGAAUUUAAAAAGUGACAAGUCUGCUUAUGUUGUCGAAAAGUUUUGGGAAAAGGAAGACAUGGUUGUGAAAUUUGGAAAGGAACUAUAUGGAAGGAAUGAACUUUCGAAUAAUUCUUUGGAUCUCGACGGCCAUAAGUUGCAAAUCGCACCAGCUGAAAUGAAUUUGACUUCAUCUAAGAGAGAUCAUACAGACAGCAAUGUUGGAACGACUGGGGGUCAUAGCAUGAUGACAAGGAAAAAAAUCAAAACUGAAUCUCGAGAUUGA
This is a messenger RNA of Camelina sativa (false flax), 1065 nucleotides long. NCBI's taxonomy places the organism in Eukaryota, Viridiplantae, Streptophyta, Magnoliopsida, Brassicales, Brassicaceae. The record is from RefSeq and is a predicted model, not a curated record.